AUGUUCUUCCUUAAAGAAGAGACCAAGGUCAUUUCCUUGCAUCCGUCAUUCUUCGGACCCAAUAUGCGAGAGUACCUGAUUACCCGACUAAACGAGGAGGAGGAAGGCCGGUGUACGGGUGACCACUUCGUGAUUUGCGUGAUGGACAUGGUCGAUAUCGGCGAGGGACGAGUGAUUCCGUCCAGCGGAAAUGCGGAAUACACCAUCAAAUACCGUGCGAUUAUCUGGAAGCCAUUCCGAGGCGAGACGGUCGAUGCUAUCGUCACAUCCGUGAAGCCUACCGGUAUCUUUACGUUGGCUGGACCUCUGUCUGUAUUCAUUGCGCGAAAGAACAUUCCUGGCGACAUCAAGUGGGAACCGAAUACCGUGCCCCCGCAGUAUACCGAUCAUGCCGACCAGGUGAUUGAGAAGGGGACCAGUCUGCGUCUCAAGAUCCUCGGUGUUAAGCCCGACGUGGCGGCGAUCAACGCCAUCGGCACAAUCAAGGAAGAUUACCUUGGGUGA
Penicillium waksmanii is the source of this 504-nucleotide messenger RNA. Its product is annotated as DNA-directed RNA polymerase II subunit RPB7. Gene Ontology annotation, biological process: transcription initiation at RNA polymerase II promoter; positive regulation of translational initiation; positive regulation of nuclear-transcribed mRNA poly(A) tail shortening. The transcript is spliced from 3 exons. Gene Ontology annotation, molecular function: translation initiation factor binding; single-stranded RNA binding; single-stranded DNA binding. Gene Ontology annotation, cellular component: P-body; RNA polymerase II, core complex. Lineage: Eukaryota; Fungi; Ascomycota; Eurotiomycetes; Eurotiales; Aspergillaceae. The record is from RefSeq and is a predicted model, not a curated record. The coding region runs from base 1 to 504 and encodes 167 amino acids.